This is a messenger RNA of Tetrahymena thermophila SB210, 435 nucleotides long. RefSeq names its product transmembrane protein, putative. Lineage: Eukaryota; Ciliophora; Oligohymenophorea; Hymenostomatida; Tetrahymenidae. The record is from RefSeq and is a predicted model, not a curated record. The transcript has a single exon.
AUGAUUGAUUUAUUUUGUUAAUCUUUCACUUUAAUGCUAAUUUUUCUACAUCGCUUUGUUUGCUUAAUUGCUUUAAUUAUGACAAGACGUUUACAGUUUAUUCGCCAAAAUAAUAAUUUCAUUCUGACUUCCCUUCAAAUGAUGAUAUAUCGAAUUUAUUUUAUUCAGAAUCUUUAUUAAGGUAUUCCUAUAGAUUCUAUGCUACUAAGUGGUAAGACUUUUGAUAUUUAACCGCGCAGUAAUGUAGACAUUCAUAAACAGUGUGAUUUAUAGUUUAAAAAGUCAAAGUUCUCUUUUAGAAAUGGCAUUAGUCGUAACAUGAUUUAUAUCCUUUAAAUCUCAUCUCAGUAGAACUUUUCAAUGUUGCUUAAUCAAUAGAUGAUAAAUCGCUCAUCAAUAUUUUAGUUUAUAAGCUUGUAGAUUUUCAGUAUUUGA